GUAGGAAAUGAAGAUUGAAUUGCGUACGGCUCCGGCAUGCUACCUUGCUUUGCCAAAAUGACUAUCCAAGCAGAAUGGUCUGCAACGAAUUCAGCAGGUGGCACAGCGUUGGGAACUGCCCGCCGUUUUGGCAACAUUGGUCUUUUCAAACAACGUACUUACGAAGAGCAAAGAGCUACCAGGCAGAAACUGCCACAACCUGCCAGAGAAGCUUCGCCGAAAGAGCCGUCAGACCGCAAGCGAGCAUCAAGCUUUUUGCUCUCGCUCAGUCGCUCUAGCCUGACUUCCAACCGUGAACUGGCACCCCACAACCGGACCCGUGCGUCGAGCGCAAGCAGAGACUCUCGCUCCAGUUUAUCUGGAUCUCCUGUUUGGAGGUCCGGCUCCGUCAGCUCUUCACAAAAUUCUUUAAGACGAAGACAUUCAGAGAACGAUCGAACCAAGUCUUCGCCGUAUAACUCAAGCAUACGCUUCGUUGGUACGACCGGUUCACGCGACUCGGUCGCAUCGCAGAGGUCGUCAGAUAUUGCCCUCGAACAAAGCAGACAUAAUCCUCCCAGAGUCGCGGAUGAUAAAGAUUCGGCCUUGAAACGAAGGAUAAAAGAGGUGGAAGAGGCGUAUGGGAAAUUGAAACGGUCUAACCCGCAACUUAAUGAAGCGGGUAUCCGAAAGUCCGCUGAAAAGGUUGCGGGUUCUGAAGCGUCGGUGGCGAAACAAAAUUACGUUGUUUCUUCAACUAUACCAGCAAAAUCCCGCGGGAACCUAAAGCAGAGCAUUAUAGAUCGGCUUACCCCCAGGUCUCGCACCCCGGAGCGGUCAACUUCCAACACAGACACGUCCAGUGCGUCUUAUCCGUUUAAGUCGGCCACACUACCACCGCCAAUAAAAGGCCUUUACGACGAUAGCCACAGUCAUCCCGACACAAAUCGCACACACCCCGGCGACAUUCUGCCAACACCGCCAACAAGCAGUCCUCCAGCUCGCAAAGAACAGGAGAUUGCAUAUCACUACCAUCAUCCCCGACGCUUCCGCCACUCACAAGAUAUUAUUGAAAAGAGUCUAUCGAAAGCCCAAUUGCGAAACGCCACCUUGAAGGAUUUGAAUAAUAGACGGGAGGGCAGGUUUCGGCGUGCGAACUCUGAGGGCUACGAUUUUGAAGCGCGAAGCCAGAUGCCUGGAUUGAGGGCAGACCAAAGGCCAAGAGCAAACUCCUUUCAUGUGUCUCGGUCACAUGUCGAUCAACCGCAUGUCCUACCCAGCAAUCCGGAAAUCUUGAAGCUAUUGUCGAUGGACGCAAAUUCCAGAAGACGGGCUUUACAGUACACUGUAAAGCGACAACGCCCUCCACGAGGACUUGUAGGGCUCCAGAAUUUGGGCAAUACUUGUUUCAUGAACUCAAUAUUGCAAUGUGCUUUUUCGACGGAAUUGCUGAUGGGCUACUUUUUAUCCGGGGAUUACAAGGGUGAUAUCAACCCUGGAAGUCCGAUGAAAGGCCAAUUAGCUACAGCAUUCGCCGCACUAGUCAAGGAGGUCAUGAAGUCUAACGCAUAUAGAUCAAUCUCGCCGUCACAAUUCAAGAGACAAUUAGAACACUGGGCACCGCAAUUUGUUGGCUACGACCAGCAGGAUGCCCAAGAGUUCUUGCGUUUCAUGCUGGACGGAUUACAUGAAGACUUAAAUCGGGUACAAGUGAGACCUCGUUUUACGUACAAAGAUGAGGAGGCAGAUAAGUUAAGGGAUGUUGAAAAGGCGCGACUGUCAUGGAAUCGAUACCAUGCAGUGAAUAACAGCGUCAUUUUCGAUUUGUUUGGUGGUCAACUGCAGAGUACGGUCAUAUGCCAUGGCUGCAAUCACCGUUCUGUGACGUUUGACACUUUCUGGGACCUUUCGCUACCCAUUCCGAAGGCAUAUGCACGUCGAUCCGCGCGUUAUUCCCUGACACCAUCUGGUGAAAGCUGCUCUCUGUCCGAAUGUCUCGCCGAAUUUGCAAUGAAGGAGGUAUUAGAAGAGCCUUACAAGUGCGAUAAUUGCAAAAGUCAUCAAAAAGCGAGCAAGUCUCUGAGACUCUACCGAUGUCCUGAAGUAUUGGUUUUACAUUUGAAGCGCUUUACGUACUCUUACUACUCCCGGGAUAAGAUAGAGGCGAAUGUCAAGUUUCCCGCGGAAGGGCUGGUAUUGGAUGAGAUUAUGAGCGAUUUAGAAGGGCGUGACCUUGAAGUCCGCUAUGAUCUUUUCGGCAUAUCCAAUCACAUGGGUGGUCUUGGGGGCGGACAUUACAUUGCCCACGUCCGUAAUAUCGAUGAUGAAGUCUGGUACGAAAAAAACGACACACAUGUUUCGCUUUGUACGGACGGGCCCGAAGCUGGGAUGGGACCAUCAGCAUAUGUAUUGUUCUAUCAGCGUCGACGGUGACUUGUUUGUCAGCCACCUGCUGGUAGCGCUCUAAUGCAAUGAGGACAAUUGCGAUCAACGUCACUUUGUAAAUAUAUCUCAUGUAGCGUUUAAUGAUAUUGUGACCGUUGAUGCGAUGUUCUACUCUAAAUGAGGUGUGAAGAUUGCGUCAUUUGAGCAAUAGACCAAAACUUUCGUCUA
This is a messenger RNA of Spizellomyces punctatus DAOM BR117, 2592 nucleotides long. RefSeq lists its product as uncharacterized. Gene Ontology annotation, molecular function: cysteine-type deubiquitinase activity. Bases 37 to 2412 code for a protein of 791 amino acids. Gene Ontology annotation, biological process: protein deubiquitination. NCBI's taxonomy places the organism in Eukaryota, Fungi, Chytridiomycota, Chytridiomycetes, Spizellomycetales, Spizellomycetaceae. The record is from RefSeq and is a predicted model, not a curated record. The transcript has 11 exons.